Molecule: messenger RNA, 3020 nt
Organism: Grammomys surdaster
Lineage: Eukaryota; Metazoa; Chordata; Mammalia; Rodentia; Muridae
Gene: Epha4
Product: EPH receptor A4
Exons: 17
Coding region: 1-2961 (986 amino acids)
Biological process (GO): protein phosphorylation; cell surface receptor protein tyrosine kinase signaling pathway; axon guidance
Cellular component (GO): neuron projection; plasma membrane
Molecular function (GO): ATP binding; protein binding; transmembrane-ephrin receptor activity
Source: RefSeq, a predicted model, not a curated record
AUGGCUGGGAUUUUCUAUUUCAUCCUCUUUUCGUUUCUCUUUGGAAUUUGCGACGCUGUCACCGGUUCUAGGGUAUACCCCGCGAAUGAAGUUACUUUAUUGGAUUCCAGAUCUGUUCAGGGAGAGCUUGGGUGGAUAGCAAGCCCUCUGGAAGGAGGGUGGGAGGAAGUGAGCAUUAUGGAUGAGAAAAAUACACCGAUCCGAACCUAUCAGGUGUGCAAUGUGAUGGAAGCCAGCCAGAACAACUGGCUGCGAACUGAUUGGAUCACCCGAGAAGGGGCGCAGAGGGUGUACAUUGAAAUUAAGUUCACUCUGAGGGACUGCAACAGUCUUCCGGGCGUCAUGGGGACUUGCAAGGAGACAUUUAACCUCUACUACUAUGAAUCGGACAACGACAAGGAGCGCUUCAUCAGAGAGAGCCAGUUCGGCAAGAUCGACACCAUCGCAGCCGAUGAGAGCUUCACGCAGGUGGACAUUGGUGACAGAAUCAUGAAGCUCAACACCGAGAUCCGGGAUGUUGGGCCACUGAGCAAGAAGGGGUUUUACCUGGCUUUUCAGGAUGUGGGUGCUUGCAUCGCCCUGGUGUCUGUCCGUGUGUUCUACAAGAAGUGUCCACUCACCGUUCGAAAUCUAGCCCAGUUUCCCGAUACCAUCACUGGGGCUGAUACUUCUUCCCUGGUGGAAGUUCGAGGCUCCUGUGUCAACAACUCAGAAGAGAAGGAUGUGCCAAAAAUGUACUGUGGGGCAGAUGGUGAAUGGCUGGUACCCAUUGGCAACUGCCUAUGCAAUGCUGGGCAUGAGGAACAGAAUGGUGAAUGCCAAGCUUGCAAAAUUGGAUAUUACAAAGCUCUUUCCACGGACGCCACCUGUGCCAAGUGUCCACCGCACAGCUACUCUGUCUGGGAAGGAGCCACGUCCUGCACCUGUGACCGAGGCUUUUUCAGAGCUGACAGUGAUGCUGCCUCUAUGCCCUGCACCCGCCCACCAUCUGCUCCCCUCAACCUGAUUUCUAAUGUCAAUGAGACGUCGGUGAACUUGGAGUGGAGCAGUCCUCAGAACACAGGUGGCCGUCAGGACAUCUCUUACAAUGUGGUCUGCAAGAAAUGUGGAGCUGGCGAUCCCAGCAAGUGUCGGCCCUGUGGAAGUGGAGUCCACUACACGCCACAGCAGAACGGGCUCAAGACAACCAGGGUCUCCAUCACUGACCUCCUAGCACACACCAAUUACACGUUUGAGAUCUGGGCAGUGAAUGGAGUAUCUAAGUAUAACCCUAGCCCGGACCAGUCAGUGUCUGUCACAGUGACAACCAACCAAGCAGCACCAUCAUCCAUUGCUUUGGUCCAGGCUAAAGAAGUUACAAGAUACAGUGUGGCGCUGGCUUGGCUGGAACCCGAUCGACCAAAUGGAGUCAUCUUAGAAUAUGAAGUCAAAUAUUAUGAAAAGGAUCAGAAUGAACGAAGCUAUCGCAUAGUUCGGACAGCUGCCAGGAACACAGAUAUCAAAGGCCUGAACCCGCUGACUUCCUAUGUUUUCCACGUGCGAGCCAGGACUGCCGCCGGCUAUGGAGACUUCAGCGAGCCCUUGGAAGUCACUACCAAUACAGUGCCUUCCCGGAUCAUUGGGGAUGGAGCCAACUCCACUGUCCUGCUGGUCUCCGUCUCUGGCAGUGUGGUGCUCGUGGUCAUCCUCAUUGCAGCUUUUGUGAUCAGCCGAAGACGGAGUAAGUACAGCAAAGCGAAACAAGAAGCAGAUGAAGAGAAACAUUUGAAUCAAGGUGUUAGAACGUAUGUGGAUCCUUUCACAUAUGAAGACCCCAACCAGGCAGUCCGAGAAUUUGCCAAAGAAAUCGAUGCAUCCUGCAUUAAAAUUGAAAAGGUCAUAGGAGUUGGCGAAUUUGGAGAAGUCUGCAGUGGGCGUCUCAAAGUGCCCGGCAAGAGAGAGAUCUGUGUGGCCAUCAAGACUCUGAAAGCUGGUUAUACUGACAAGCAGAGAAGAGACUUCCUGAGUGAGGCCAGCAUCAUGGGACAGUUUGACCACCCAAACAUAAUCCACCUGGAAGGCGUUGUCACCAAAUGUAAACCGGUAAUGAUCAUAACGGAGUACAUGGAGAACGGCUCCUUGGAUGCUUUCCUCAGGAAGAAUGAUGGUCGAUUCACAGUCAUUCAGUUGGUGGGCAUGCUCCGUGGCAUUGGCUCGGGGAUGAAGUAUUUAUCUGAUAUGAGUUAUGUGCAUCGAGACCUGGCUGCCAGGAACAUCCUGGUAAACAGCAACUUGGUCUGCAAGGUGUCUGAUUUUGGCAUGUCCAGGGUGCUUGAGGAUGAUCCUGAAGCAGCCUAUACUACCAGGGGUGGCAAGAUUCCUAUCCGGUGGACUGCGCCAGAAGCAAUUGCAUAUCGUAAAUUUACCUCAGCCAGUGAUGUCUGGAGCUACGGAAUCGUUAUGUGGGAAGUGAUGUCAUAUGGAGAGAGACCGUACUGGGAUAUGUCCAAUCAAGAUGUGAUCAAAGCCAUUGAGGAAGGGUACCGGCUACCCCCUCCAAUGGACUGCCCCAUUGCCCUUCAUCAGUUAAUGCUGGACUGCUGGCAGAAAGAGAGAAGCGACAGGCCUAAAUUUGGGCAGAUCGUCAACAUGUUGGACAAACUCAUCCGCAACCCCAACAGCCUGAAGAGGACAGGGCCAGAGAGUUCCAGACCAAACACAGCCUUGUUAGACCCCAGCUCCCCUGAAUUCUCUGCCGUAGUUUCAGUGGGCGACUGGCUGCAGGCUAUCAAAAUGGACCGGUAUAAGGACAACUUCACGGCCGCCGGGUACACAACCCUAGAAGCUGUGGUUCACAUGAGCCAGGAUGACCUGGCGAGAAUUGGCAUCACUGCAAUCACGCACCAGAAUAAGAUUUUGAGCAGCGUCCAGGCGAUGCGAACCCAGAUGCAGCAGAUGCAUGGCAGGAUGGUUCCUGUCUGAGCCAGUAUCGAAUAGACUCAAAACUCUCGAAUAGUUUACCUCAUCCAUGCACUUUAAUU